CAUGACGACUGCAAGCAUGGUUUCUGUUUUACCUCAAGACCCCAGCCUGCCCUGUGUUCACUUCUUUACAGGAACUCCCGAUCCUGACCGAUCUGUUUUUAAGCCUUUCGUAUUUGUGCCACAUAUUUCACAACUGUUGGAUACCAGUUCACCCACAUUUGAACUUGAAGACCCAAUAAAAAAGAAACCAAAGCCUGACAGAAGACACCCACUCUACCAAAAACAUCAACAGGCAUUGGAAAUAUUAGAAAAUAAUAAGGAAAAAGCUAAAACUUUGUUGGACAACAUGAAGAAACUGGAGAAAGAACUAUUUGAAGAGAUGGAAUCAAUGCUUCAAAACAAGCAUUUUGAUGUGGAUAAGAUUGUUAAUCUCUUUUCUCAAAGUACAAAAGAUGAAAUUAGAAUUUAUAACUCAAGUAUCAGUUCGUAGAUACUAUUACCUUACAAAUGAUAUAACCUAGUUGGAAAGAUCUAAUUUUCUUUAAUAGCAUCUUGUUGAAAUAAUGAGAAAAGAUAAAUGCUGGAAUUAGACAGAUAUAUCCUGGAAUAGCUAAGUGUUACUCCAGGUUCGCACUUGUGUCAUUUUGUUUUUAACAAUAGUAACUUUUGUUUGGCAGAAUAAUUUAUUGCUACAUAAAGGGUGAAAGAUUAUAAUCAUACAUUAAUUUAUGUUUACUGUAAUCAUGUAGUGCUUUAAAAUAACCAAUUACAUCAAGAAAACAGAUUCUUCAUUAAUAAUGGAAAACACUUCAAAUGGCAAGUUUUUAUUUUCUUUUAGGCAACACCGACCACUUCUAACAAGAAAAAUUUUUGGAUUUACACAUUAUGUCUUUAUCAGUAUAGUGAAUUAAUUUUAUAAAUGUGAUUUUAUUAAAUUCAAACUUUUUUGUCAAGACAUGGCUGAUCAGAUAGCUUACAAUUCUAGUUAGCAUGAGGGGGAUGAAUUCUCUUUAAUGGACUUUUCAACUAAUAAGAUAUUUUUAGAAGGGCUUAUCUGGGAGAUGUGUGAAUG
Molecule: messenger RNA, 1012 nt
Organism: Ochotona curzoniae (black-lipped pika)
Lineage: Eukaryota; Metazoa; Chordata; Mammalia; Lagomorpha; Ochotonidae
Product: secernin-3-like
Exons: 3
Coding region: 2-430 (142 amino acids)
Biological process (GO): proteolysis
Molecular function (GO): cysteine-type exopeptidase activity; dipeptidase activity
Source: RefSeq, a predicted model, not a curated record